Molecule: messenger RNA, 2895 nt
Organism: Electrophorus electricus (electric eel)
Lineage: Eukaryota; Metazoa; Chordata; Actinopteri; Gymnotiformes; Gymnotidae
Gene: slc15a2
Product: solute carrier family 15 member 2
Biological process (GO): oligopeptide transport; transmembrane transport
Cellular component (GO): membrane
Molecular function (GO): transmembrane transporter activity
Source: RefSeq, a predicted model, not a curated record
UUUCACGUGAGCUUCUGGGUUCGCCUCGGCGCGUGUCACCCGUUCGGUUACUGGUUCCCGACAAGAUAGUGGACGAGUCAGUUCGAGGUAAUCGUUGUGUCGUCCAAGAGUGGAACAUUAACCACAGAAAGCGGAAGAAAAAAAAACAAACCACACACACAUACCAAACCCCAGGACCACAAGAAGCGCGCUCGAGCUCGGAGCCGCACACUCUGGAGCGGGACUUGGCGCGUGUCGGAGGAGUGCGCAGCGCGUGAAGGCAUGGGGGACGCCACGGAAAACAAAGAGAGGACCCACCUCACCAGAGCGAAGCGCUCACCGAAAAUAUGUGGGACCAACUACCCAGUUAGCAUCGGCUUCAUUGUGGUCAAUGAAUUCUGUGAGAGGUUCUCCUAUUAUGGAAUGAAAGCGGUGCUCACUCUCUACUUCAUUAACUACCUGCAAUGGAACAAUAACCUGUCCACUGCUGUGUACCACGCCUUCUCCAGCCUGUGUUACUUCACCCCUCUACUGGGGGCCCUGAUAGCGGACUCGUGGCUGGGGAAAUUCAGAACCAUCAUCUAUCUUUCCGUUGUGUAUGUCAUCGGUCAUGUGGUAAAGUCUGUCGGAGCUAUUCCGGAUGUAGGCGACAACACGUUACACAUAACUCUCUCCAUGCUUGGCCUGGGCCUCAUCGCGUUCGGGACCGGGGGCAUUAAACCCUGCGUGGCAGCCUUCGGGGGAGACCAGUUCGAGGAGGAGCAUACUGAGGAGAGGACAAAAUUCUUCUCAAUCUUCUACAUGUCGAUCAAUGCAGGAAGCGUUUUGUCGACCAUCAUCACACCCAUUCUGAGAAGUGACGUUCAGUGUUUCGGGGGAGACUGCUACGCUCUGGCGUUCGGGGUUCCCGCUGCCCUCAUGCUCGUUGCUCUUGUGGUUUUCAUUGCUGGCAGCGGAAUGUAUAAAAAGAAUCCACGUGAGGGGAACGUCCUGGUGAACGUCUGCAGGUGUAUCGGGUUUGCUAUACACAAUCGAUGGUGGAGCCCCAGGAACAGCCCCAGGCGUGAGCACUGGCUAGACUGGGCCCAGGAGAAGUACCCGAAACAGCUCAUUCAGGAGAUCAAGAUGGUUCUGAGGGUUCUGGCCCUGUACAUCCCGCUGCCCAUGUUCUGGGCUCUCUUCGACCAACAGGGCUCCCGAUGGACUCUUCAGGCCACUCGGAUGAACAUGGAUUUUGGCGGCUCAUUUGUAAUCAAGCCAGACCAAAUGCAGAUGCUGAAUGCUUUGAUGAUUCUGUUGUUCAUCCCUGUCUUUGACAUGGGCGUCUACCCCCUCGUCAGCCUCUGUCGGGUCAAGCUCACACCUCUGAGGAAGAUGACUGCAGGGAUGGUCUUGGCUGCACUUGCGUUCGCCGCUGCUACCGUCGUGGAACUCAAUGUCAUCAAAACUGUUGUGCAACCUCCUCAAGCCCAAGAGUGCCUCAUGCAAGUACUUAACCUUGCCGACGGAGACGUCUCCGUACGAAUUCCAGGACACAGCAUUUUUGCCGAGCCAAUAAAAUCAUACGAGGACCCUUUGGGCUAUACAAGUCUUCCACUUAACGACAGUCACCGGCUCUUCCAAAUCGCUGUCACUCACCACGGAAUGGAUUACAGCUGUGACCUGAACUUGACUGAGCACACGGCCUAUAGCCUGGUUAUACACAGCGACAGUCCCGGGAUUACAUGCAAACUGGUGGAAGAUCAGAUAACCAAGUCGGAGCACGGAGAGGCAUUCCUGAGGUUUAUUAAUACCCGCUCAGAAAAUUUCACCAUAACUGUAGGUGGUGCAGCUUUCUAUGUACCAAGCGCUUAUGGGAUUUCUUCAACCAAAGCUGUCGAAAGAGGCCAAUAUACAAGUGUAGACAGCAUUUCAGACUCCAAACAGUAUAAUAUUGAUCUGGGACUUCUAGACUUCGGGGCUUCGUACACAGUCAUUCUCCAGCAGGACCCAGAUAACCUCGCACUCAAGAAGAUGGAGGACGUCCAAGCCAACGACGUCCACAUCGCCUGGCAGAUUCCCCAGUACGUUCUCCUUACGGCAGGAGAGGUCAUGUUCUCCAUUACUGGCCUGGAGUUCUCCUACUCGCAGGCUCCGGUCAGCAUGAAGUCAGUGCUGCAGGCGGGAUGGCUGAUGACCGUGGCCUUCGGCAACGUCAUCGUCCUGAUCGUGGCAGAGGGAGCCGGCCUGGAGCAGUGGAUGGAGUUCCUGCUGUUCGCGGCACUGCUGAUCGCCGUGAGCGGCAUCUUCUCCAUCAUGGCCUACUUCUACACCUACGUGGACCCCGGGCGCCUCGGCAACGAGGACGCGGGCAACGUGGAUGUCCUCAAGAAGGAAAAAGAGAGCAUUUGCAAGAGCGAUACGCCAAAGAGUACCAGGAUAUAGCAAAACCAUUUCCGACGCUUUUGAUGGCAUCCCCUCUGGAUAACUCAGAUGCAUAUACACAAAUUCAUAGCAAAGUUAAUUCUGUCAGUCAGACGCCAUUCAAACAGUCCGGGUCGGUCGGAUGACUGUGGAUAACUGUUCAGUCAUUCCGAGACUCUUGUGAGAUCCUUAGUUGAUCUCUGCUACCCAGGGAUUUUAUCAUAGCGUCUGCUUCAGACAGAAGCUGAUAGGAUAAUAACUGUACAUUAACUAUGAAAAACUUUAUUACAUUUUAUGGAUGUAUAUUUUGAAUAACUUUAGAAAUCUAAAUAUAUACACAUACAUCAUUUGAUACUGCUAUUUUUACAAUGAUUAUAUUACAUCAUUGUAAAUAAUGUCGCUUGCCCUCUGAUGUAAAUGACUGCAGUCAGUCUAUCCUGACAGCAGUUGCGUUUCAAUUAAUAUUACUGUUCCUUUCUGUAAUGCACAAUAAAAUUCAUAUAUAAAAUGUAA